This is a messenger RNA of Klebsormidium nitens, 1975 nucleotides long. NCBI's taxonomy places the organism in Eukaryota, Viridiplantae, Streptophyta, Klebsormidiophyceae, Klebsormidiales, Klebsormidiaceae. The record is from the annotation of a GenBank genome assembly.
GAGAUUCCGACAAGCGAAAGGGAUCGCCCUCCGUCGUGGUCAAAGCGCACUCGGAAGUCGGUCUGACUGCAUGCACAGGGCUGGACUCAGCCAGCACUGACUCAGUCUGAUGUCGACAGGCAUGAGCAAGGGAGCCGCCUAACGAUGCUUUUGAACAACUGAACAACUGAAGACUGAAUUUUCCCCAGUCCGCAACACAACUUCAAUCGUGAACAAGCACAUUUUUUUCAAACAAGCAAAAUUUCUUUGCCAAAUCAGCGACGGUACAGCCAGCACCUCCUAUCUUGACAGCUGCGGCGCUGUGGACAUGACGGGGCCUUUCCGUCCUCUGUUUGGUCCAUUCUGCACUGACAUCCUUGCUGAGCGGGCUACUAAUGCACCAGAAGCGGGCCAGAAGGAAUUGCUCUCCAAUUCCAUUCUGUGUCCCAAGGCACGCUACAAGGUAGCGCAGAAACAGUUGGUGGAGGCUGACAAGCCGGCCAAGCCAGCAGAGGAGAAUCCUAGGCUGGAGAUGGCUCACAGCCAAAGUUCUGGGGACGAGCAGAGCGAGAAGGAACAGGAGGUCCCUGCUGCUUUCAGCAGCCCUGCAGACUCAGAGGCUGCCGAAGAGAAAAUGGAUGCCACUUUGGAAGGCGCCACUCAAAAGCAGGAUGACCCAGCAGUCUGCGGAAAGGCUCAGGUGGAGUUAAGCCUUGUGAUGGGAUUCGCAGACAGCUUGAGCGGGUUCUUGCGCAGCAACUUUUCGGAGCAGAGCCUGCAGGCGGCUGGGGCUGUCAAGCCUGUUCCUCAGAAUGCCGACAGCAUGCAGGCGCUGUUGGCAGGGCUGAAUGAGAGCCUGCCUGCAUUCCCAGCUGGCACCUCCGUGCCCGCAGCGGAUCCCCUUGCCACCGACAAUUCGGGGGCUGUCGACUUCCUGUCUGCAUUCCCCCUCCAGACCACCCAAAGCGACAGCUUGCCAAUGUUCCGAGACUUCUUCAGCCAACAGAACAGCCAGCCCUCACCUACGGGCGUUGCUGAUCAUCGCUUCUUCCAGCCCCAAGCGCAAAAGUCAAAGCUGGUCCCACGCCGCGCAGAGCCAAGUGGUCCUUCCUGCUCGGAGAAGCGGAAAGCAGAGUGGGAGGACCCUGGCAAUGCGGGGGCGCCGGAGGAGUCCGAGGACAUGGAGACAGAUGGCGAGAAGGGAAGCUCUGACAAGGCCUGCAAUGGGAGGAAGUCACCACGCUGCAUGUCGCGUACUGAGGAGCAGAGAAUGAAGGACAGAGCCAAGGCCAAACGCCACCGACAGAGGAAGAAGGUUCAAGAAGCCAGCGACAAGGCGAACAUCUGCCACCUGGAGGCUGAAGUGGAGCGGUUGAGAAAGGCGCUCAAGGCUUCAGAAGAUGCGCAGGGGGAGAACCAAAAGGUGGUAGGGACUCUGGAGAAGGAAGUCGAGCUGUGGAAGACGGCGUACCGGGACCUGGGCAAGACCAUGAGCGACAUGCUCAAGGUCGGGGGAAAUGGGGUCGCGGCUAAGGCCGCUUCCUCUUGAGGAGUCAAACUUAGCAAAUGCUCUGAUAGGCACAGUCAUGUAUGGUUAGGAAAGCAGAGAUGGUUCUUUUCGAGGAAGUCAGGUUAGGUGGUGAGGAGGCAUAUAAAGAUGGCGUAGAUCAGAGAGUGGAAGGCUUAGGAGUAGAUGUGGACUGGCGUUGAAAUAGCGUCUGGGAUCUAGUGAUUCCAACCGAGUGGGUGGCGAUAUCGUCUAGUGGUUUUGGGUUUUGUAGUAGGUUCAAGGACCAUGGUGCACAAGUGAUGUCGGGCUCCGGCUUUUGAGCUUCUCCCUGAAACUUCAGAGAUCAUUUCUUAGUACUCAAAAAGGAGAGCUGAUUCUAGUUGCAGGCUUGAACCAAGAUUGCGAGCUUAUAUUAUACAUACGGGCCUUCAAGUCAAGUUGCACUUGAUGAUGCCCAAGUCAAGUUGCCUAUAUAUUGGAAUGGAA